This is a messenger RNA of Puma concolor (puma), 1280 nucleotides long. RefSeq names its product F-box protein 4 (gene FBXO4). The record is from RefSeq and is a predicted model, not a curated record. Gene Ontology annotation, molecular function: protein binding. NCBI's taxonomy places the organism in Eukaryota, Metazoa, Chordata, Mammalia, Carnivora, Felidae. Gene Ontology annotation, cellular component: SCF ubiquitin ligase complex. Gene Ontology annotation, biological process: protein polyubiquitination; SCF-dependent proteasomal ubiquitin-dependent protein catabolic process.
AUGGAGGGAAGCGAGCCCCGCAGCGGAGGCAGCGCCCCGCCGCCGCACCACAGCGACUGGAGCCGGCUGGAGGCCGCCAUCCUCAGCGGCUGGAGGAACUUCUGGCAGUCGGUGGGCAAGGAGAGGGCAGCGCCGAGGGCCUCCCAAGAGGAGGCGGACGAGGAGGCCAGUACCCUGACGCGGCUGCCGAUUGACGUACAGCUAUAUAUUUUGUCAUUUCUUUCACCUCAUGAUCUGUGUCAGUUGGGAAGUACCAGCCAUUAUUGGAAUGAAACUGUACGAGAUCCAAUUCUGUGGAGAUAUUUUCUGCUGCGGGAUCUUCCUUCUUGGUCUUCCGUUGACUGGAAGUCUCUUCCAGAUCUAGAAAUCUUAAAAAAGCCUAUAUCUGAGGUCACUGAUGGUGCAUUUUUUGACUACAUGGCAGUCUAUAAAAUGUGCUGUCCAUAUACAAGAAGAUCCUUGAAAUCUAGCCGUCCUAUGUAUGGAGCUGUCACGUCAUUUUUACACUCCUUGAUCAUUCAGAAUGAACCACGAUUUGCUAUGUUUGGACCAGGUUUGGAAGAACUGAAUACAUCUUUGGUGUUGAGCUUGAUGUCUUCUCAGGAGCUUUGCCCAACAGCUGGCUUGCCUCAGAGGCAGAUUGAUGGUAUUGGAUCAGGAGUCAGUUUUCAGUUGAGCAACCAACAUAAAUUCAACAUCCUGAUAUUAUAUUCCACUACCAGAAAGGAAAGAGAUAGAGCAAGAGAAGAACAUACAAGUGCUGUUAACAAGAUGUUCAGUCUACAGAAUGAAGGAGAUGAUCAGCAAGGAAGCCGGUAUAGUGUAAUUCCACAAAUUCAGAAGGUGUGUGAAGUUGUUGAUGGGUUCAUCUAUGUUGCAAACGCUGAAGCUCAUAAAAGACAUGAAUGGCAAGAUGAAUUUUCUCGUAUUAUGGCAAUGACAGAUCCAGCUUUUGGAUCUUCAGGAAGACCUAUGCUGGUUUUAUCUUGUAUUUCUCAAGCAGAUGUAAAAAGAAUGCCUUGUUUUUAUUUGGCUCAUGAGCUGCGUCUAAAUCUUCUGAACCACCCAUGGAUGGUCCAGGAUACAGAGGCUGAAACUCUAACUGGUUUUUUGAAUGGCAUUCAGUGGAUUCUUGAAGAAGUAGAGUCUAAGCAUGCAAGAUGAUCCUUCUUUUAGACCUUGAGAACUGAAACCAUUUGAAACCUGUUACUGAGGUCAUGAUGUGGAUAUUUGCUCAGUCAGCUUAUUUUGUCCUGCCUUUUUGCAGGUGGGCUUUAUGU